Messenger RNA from Asparagus officinalis (garden asparagus), 1492 nucleotides. RefSeq lists its product as uncharacterized. The record is from RefSeq and is a predicted model, not a curated record. Gene Ontology annotation, molecular function: zinc ion binding. NCBI's taxonomy places the organism in Eukaryota, Viridiplantae, Streptophyta, Magnoliopsida, Asparagales, Asparagaceae. The transcript is spliced from 3 exons. Bases 107 to 1492 code for a protein of 461 amino acids.
GGAAGGAUAUCAACGGGCAUCUCGUAAGUGGAAUGCUAAUCAGCUCAAGACCAUAUUGAAGGAACAACCCACUUAUCGCCCAAUUGAUUUUCAAAAGAAGCUUAAAAUGGAAUUUGGUUUGGACAUCCCUUAUCAUAGAAUUUGGUGGGGAAAAGAGCUAGCUCAACGUGAGUUGUAUGGUGAUACUAAAUUUUCAUAUGACCAACUCCGAUGGUAUAAGGAUAAAGUUAUAGAAACUAAUCCGGGAUCAAUUGUUCACCUAGAGCAUGAGGAUGGAAGAUUUACACGAGUAUUUGUGUCUUAUUAUGCUUGUUGGAAAGGGUUUAUGGAGGGAUGUAGACCAAUAUUGUUCUUGGAUGGUACACAUCUUUUUGAUAGGUAUAAAGGAACCUUACUUGCCGCAACUGCUCUAAAUGGAGAUGGUGGUAUGUUUCCCGUAGCAAUUUGCAUAUGCGGGACGGAAAAUGAGAGUAAUUGGGAAUGGUUUUUGGAAUGCAUUCGGGACAUCCUCUUCAAUGAUGAAGAUCCAUAUACUCCAGAUGAUGAACUGGUGUUAAUCUCUGAUAGGGACAAAGGACUUCAGAAUUCCGUGAAGAAAUGCUUUCCAUGGUCACAUCACUCUUAUUGUAUUCGUCAUCUCUUGGCUAAUUUUAAGAAUAACUUAUCGAAAAAAGGCAUUACACCACCUUUACGAGAUGAAUGUGUGCAAAUUAUGAAGAGGGCCGCUUAUGCAUACACUUCUCGUUCCUAUAACAAUGAAUGUAACGAGCUACGGCAUAAAUCAGAGAUCGCCUAUUGUGAAAUGUUGAGGAUGAGUCCAGAAAAUUGGGCUAAUUGUUAUUUUCCUGGGAAGAGAUAUGGAUGGUUGACAUCAAACGUAGCGGAGUCAUUCAAUGCUUGGAUCAAAGAAGCUCGUUAUUUGCCAAUUACCCAAACAAUUGAUAACAUUCGCAAGAAAAUGAUGAGGAUGAGUUUUGAAAGGCGGGAGGCAUCCCACAAGUGGACCACAACAUUUGUUCCCACUGUGGAAGAGCACCUUAUUCAGAUUAAUGAGCAAUCACGUUGUCUUUCUGCAAUUCCUUCUACUACCGGAAGGUACGAGGUGUAUGAUUUGCCCACCGUUGAAGUAGAUUUGAAUGAACGCACAUGCACUUGUCAUGAAUGGCAAGUAGUCGGGCUACCUUGCAAACAUGCGGCGACGGUUAUUCGGCAGAAUAUGGACACCCUUUACUCCUAUAUUUCCCACUACUUUAGUGUGGAGACAUACCGUAAAUGCUACUCCUUUCCGAUAUACCCAAUUCCUGAUGAUGACAAGCCAUAUAUAGAUGACGAAAAUAUGGUGAUUCGGCCACCGAAAACUUCAAUUCUUCGUGGAAGACCAAGGACGAAGCGCAUUCCUUCGGGAUUGAAUCCGGGCAAAGAGUUAAGAUGUAGUAGAUGUCAACAAUAUGGGCACAACCGUAGAACAUGUAGACAGCCUAUUGCAGACUAG